AUGGCGUCGCUGCGGGAGGGGGGCCGCUACGCCGUGUCCUGCGGGAAAGCGGCGGACAACGUCUCGGUACUGCACGUCAAGCUGACCGAGACCGCCGUGCGGGCGCUGGAGAGCUACCAGAGCCGCAAGGAUCUUGUUCCUUCUCAACCUUCAAUUCAGUUUCAAGGACGCCAAGGGCUUAUUAAAAUUCCCAAAGUUGAUCACCCAAAUGAAUCGCAUACAUUUAACUUCUACUUGUCAAAUGUUGGCAAAGAUAACCCUCAGGGAAGCUUUGACUGUAUCCAGCAAACUGCCUCAAGUUCUGGAGCCUCACAACUGAGUAGCCUGGGAUUUAUACAGAAUAAAAUUACAGUAUGUGCAACAAAUGAUUCCUAUCAGAUGACCAAAGAGCGCAUGACCCAAGCAGAAGAGGAAUUACGCAAUCGAAGUGCAAAGGUUAUUAAGCCUGGUGGACCAUAUUUAGGAAAAAGAGUACAGAUAAGAAAAGCACCACAAAGCAUUCCAGAUCCUGUGCCUGAAAGGAAGAGGUCAACACCCAUAAACCCAGCAAAUACAAUACGGAGGACUCAUGCAAACAAUGCUGUUUCUCAGCGACCAUACAGAGACAGAGUGAUUCACUUACUGGCAUUGAAGACCUACAAGAAACCAGAGUUACUUGCUCGUUUGCAGAGAGAUGGUGUCAACCUGAAGGACAGGAAUUCUCUUACAGCUAUCCUGCAGCAGGUAGCCAACUUGAAUCCCAAGGAUAAUUCUUAUACUCUGAAGGAUUAUUUAUUUAAAGACAUUCAGAAAGACUGGCCUGGAUACAAUGAAGUUGAUAAACAGACAUUGGAGUUAAUACUUUCUAGAAAAGUAAAUUCAUCUCAGAGUACCACCAGCACCAGUCAUUUGGGAUCUCCUGUAACUUCUAGUAAAGAUGCUGCAUCAGCUUCUCCUUCCCAGAAACGGCUCUUGGAUUUCAACUUCAUUGAUCCCCUGAUGAACAAGAAGCCGAGGAUCUCCCACCUCAACAGUCGAGUCCAGCCGUCCUUGAGUGGACCCCCACCUGCCCCCAGCAAGAAGGCAACCCUUGCCACUGCAGCACCUGCCCCACCAUCCUUGCCUGCCGCCCACCUGCCUGCCUCCAAUCCGCCCCAGACUGCCAGCUCAAUCUCCCCCAGCACACCUGAGGGGCGUGGGAUGCAAGAUCUGCCUGUAGAUAGCAUCAGCCAAAGUGGCAGUAGUGUCUUCAAGCACCAGCAAGAAAAAUAUACCUCUCGGACUCCUUUGGAAACCCCAGCGCCUGCCGCUGGUAAAUUGGAACAUCCCACAUUUGCAGGUGAAGAAGAUGUGUUGUGCAAGAAGUCCAUGAAGAAGGCCAAAAAGCAUAAGGAGAAGGACCAAAUCAAAAAGCAGGACACUACAAGAGAGCAGAAAGAUGAAGGACUACUUGAAAGCAAAACGGACCUUAGAAAAGAGGAGACUGCCAUGAUGAAAAGCCCCUCUGGUUUGGAGUCAGAUGAAGGAGUUGAAAAAACGUGCGCUGCCUCCACAGAUUCUCCUUCAUCAACAAAUGAACUACCAGACUACUUCAAAAAAUACAUAGCUAUAGUCUCAUAUGAGCAACGCCAGCGUUAUAAGGAUGACUUCAAUGCAGAGUAUGAUGAAUACAGGAGUUUGCAUGCUCGAAUGGAGAGUAUCACCAGAAAAUUCAUGAAGCUUGAUGAACAGCGAAAACAGCUUUCUCCAGGGUCCAAGGAAUAUCAGAUGCUUCAUGAGGAAGUCCUAGAAGAGUAUCGAAAGAUACAACAGUCUAGUCCCAACUAUCGUGAAGAGAAACACAGAUGUGAAUAUCUCCAUAACAAGCUGUCUCACAUUAAAAGACUUAUAAGUGAAUUUGACCAACAGCAAUCAGAGUUACGGCACUAGUCUCCUGCUCAGACCAGCAUAUGUGAAUGAAUGGAAACUUAUUUAUUUAAAAUUCCAUAUGAGUUGCUCUAAGAUUCUAAGAUUGAACUUUUGCAUUACAAAAGUUUUUCAGUAUUAGUUUACUUGAGUUGACUACUUCUGUUGUUGAUGUUGUUUAUAUGCAUAUUUGAAGCUGCUUUCUCUGGUCCCUUUUUUUCUUCAAGACUUAUGUUUGUCCAUUUAAAUCAUUUUAUCAGUAGGUGCUGGGACCCAGUACAUCUACUGUGAAGUUGUGCACAUUUUAAGAAAAUAGUGUAGCGAACUGAAAUACUUUUGGAUAAAUAUAAGGCUAUUUUUCUGACCUUUCUUGUUAAUGCAAACUCUUUGCCUUAAAUGGUAGAAGGUUUAGAAAUUUGCACAAAAAAAAACCACAAAAAGAAAAAAAAACAAAAAACAAAAACAUUGUUUUGGAGGGUUAAAAAGGUGUUGUAUAUAAGUCUAUAUACAGCCCGUCUUUGUUACUAGAGAAACUCAUCACUGCAACUUAAACCCCCCAUCGCAAUGGUUGCCUUAAGGUGUUUGCUUGUGUGUAUUUAGUGUAGUUAAAUUAUUAGCUACACUGCUUCCCGCCUGCUGAAACACCUGGGAAGCACUACAUGGCCUACCGGUGUCUGAAAGUGUGUGCCUGUUCUGUGUGUAUGCAAAAAUGUGUGGGUGUGAGCAUGCAUGAUGAGGAGGGGAAAAAAAAGAAAAAAAAAAGCUGCUACUCCAACUACUCUAAGUAGGCCAGACAUCGCUCAGGUUAAAACAACUGACGAGUGUUCCUCUAGAAUUUUUUCCUAUAAAAUUGCUACUUCUAUUGUGGAAGAUGAGAGCAUUUCCAUUUCAAUAGUUUGUCAGCUUUAUUAAUGUUGGUAAAAAAUUGAUACUUUACAAAAAAUUAAACAGAUAUAUAGUUUUUGGGCAAGAUUAUAAAACUAAACAUGUAGGCUACCUAUUUAUAUACUGCUAUAAAGUAUUUUUUGAAGAGAGUUAUGCAAAGAAGCUAUUGCCUACAUGAAAUGUAUAUUUAAAGAUUUCUGUCCUGGGUGCCAGGAAUAUAACAAAGAACAGAUGUAUUUAACUAUGAAAUACUGUGAUCACAAAACAGCACAAAUUUUCAUUUCAUGCAGUUUUUAUUUUAUUUUGAUUUAAAUCAUUGCUUGCUUUGUCAUGUGAAAACACGGGUUAUCUGGUCGGAAUAGAGCAAAAUCUUACUUCGUCUUACGUUUGUCUUUUCAAAAUACAGCCAAUUGAAAAGGGAAGCACUAUGUUUACAAAUAUGAUUUUGGAAUGUUUGCCAAAAUAGUGGUAGUAUCUCUAAUAAACUUUAUCUCCAGCAUUAGGAAAAAAAAAAAAAAAGACAACAAAAACAAAACAAACAAAACCCACAGAAAAA
This is a messenger RNA of Tympanuchus pallidicinctus (lesser prairie-chicken), 3325 nucleotides long. RefSeq names its product elongation factor for RNA polymerase II 2 (gene ELL2). The transcript is spliced from 12 exons. Gene Ontology annotation, molecular function: cis-regulatory region sequence-specific DNA binding. Gene Ontology annotation, cellular component: transcription elongation factor complex. NCBI's taxonomy places the organism in Eukaryota, Metazoa, Chordata, Aves, Galliformes, Phasianidae. Bases 1 to 1908 code for a protein of 635 amino acids. The record is from RefSeq and is a predicted model, not a curated record. Gene Ontology annotation, biological process: positive regulation of transcription elongation by RNA polymerase II; transcription elongation by RNA polymerase II; snRNA transcription by RNA polymerase II.